GGCCGCUCGUUGGCGGACUUCCGGCGGAGCGGGCGGGAGGUUGUGGCGAGAGAGUUUCAGUGGAGAGGGCUUGGGUGGCGGCGGCGUAAUGACCACGCUCCGGGCCUUCACAUGCGAUGACCUGUUCCGCUUCAAUAAUAUUAACUUGGAUCCACUUACGGAAACUGGUGGCAUUGGCCUUCCUGUCUCAGAUGGCUGCCAGAGCAAAUGGCAUCACAUCCAUGUUCCUGCAGGAGGAUUAACAGAAGGGAAGUACCUUGCCCACUGGCCAGAGUAUUUCAUCGUUGCAGAGGCUCCUGGUGGAGAGUUGAUGGGUUAUAUUAUGGGUAAAGCAGAAGGCUCAGUCGCUAGGGAAGAAUGGCAUGGGCAUGUCACAGCUUUGUCUGUUGCCCCAGAAUUUCGACGCCUUGGUUUGGCUGCUAAACUUAUGGAGUUAUUAGAGGAGAUUUCAGAAAGAAAAGGUGGAUUUUUUGUUGAUCUCUUUGUAAGAGUAUCUAAUCAAGUUGCAGUCAACAUGUACAAGCAGUUGGGCUACAGCGUAUACCGGACGGUCAUAGAGUACUAUUCAGCCAGCAAUGGGGAGCCUGACGAGGAUGCUUACGAUAUGAGGAAAGCACUUUCCAGAGACACUGAGAAGAAAUCCAUUAUACCAUUACCUCAUCCUGUGAGGCCUGAAGACAUUGAAUAACCAUGGGCAGUGGUUCUUAGGCUGAUGCUCCAGAUAUUUUAUGGACAAUAUUAUUUUCAUUGGAUGAUCUUGGAGUUCUAUUAGAGAAAAGUAAUCAUUUAGGUCUUAAAGACUUCAAGAAAAUUUAGGUUAUGAACUUAUUUUAAAUCUCAUUGUUUCUAGUUAGUAAUAUCAUAUCUACUAAAGCUGUCCACUGUAAUAAAAUUCAAUCAGAAAGGCAGCUACGUCAGAAGGAAACAUUCCACUAUCAUGGUUCAUAAUAUUCACUAUAUGCUAGGAAAAAACUUGCUCCAAUCCUCCUAAUUUCUGUGCCUGAGAACCACUGCUGCUUAUAUAUUUUUUUAUUUUGUAUUGAACUAUUAAUUGAAGCUUUAAAAGUAUAUAUGAAAUGUAUAAAUCUAAGAUGUAUAAUAAAAUGCACUGUUGACUCAA
Molecule: messenger RNA, 1120 nt
Organism: Pteropus alecto (black flying fox)
Lineage: Eukaryota; Metazoa; Chordata; Mammalia; Chiroptera; Pteropodidae
Gene: NAA20
Product: N(alpha)-acetyltransferase 20, NatB catalytic subunit
Exons: 7
Coding region: 89-688 (199 amino acids)
Biological process (GO): N-terminal peptidyl-methionine acetylation
Cellular component (GO): NatB complex
Molecular function (GO): protein-N-terminal amino-acid acetyltransferase activity
Source: RefSeq, a predicted model, not a curated record